AUGACGACUACUCCUGAGCACAAGAUGAAGUAUCGCUUCCUUGGUAACUCAGGUUUGUUGGUAUCACGUCUAUCAUUUGGUAGCUGGGUGACCUUUGACACGCAAUUGGACGCUGGGAAGGCUUACAGCAUUAUGGAACAUGCUUACAAUCAAGGCAUUAACUUCUUUGAUAAUGCUGAGGUAUACGCUAACGGCCAAUCGGAACUCCUUAUGGGCAAAGUCAUUAAGACCGGCAUUGAGCGCAAGCUGUGGUCGCGUGAGGACCUUGUGAUCAGUACCAAGCUCUUUUUCGGAACAAAGGCUGGCCCCAACGACGUGGGUAACAGCCGCAAGCACCUUAUCGAAGGGAUGAAGGCAUCGCUCAAGCGCUUUGAGCUGGACUAUGUGGAUCUUGUCUUUUGUCACCGUCCAGACCCAGCUACGCCUAUUGAGGAGACUGUGCGUGCUAUGAACUUUCUCAUUGAGCAGGGCUGGGCUUUCUACUGGGGUACUAGCGAGUGGUGUGCCAAGGAUAUCAUCGUGGCCUGCGAGAUUGCUGAUCGCCUCGGUCUGAUCCGCCCCAUUUUUGAUCAACCGCAGUAUCACAUCUUAGAGCGCUCGCGUGUCGAAUAUGACUUUGAUGUACUGUACAAAAAGUACAACUACGGCCUCACGACGUGGUCGCCGUUGGCAUCAGGUAUCCUCACGGGAAAGUAUAGCAAGGGCAUUCCGGAAGGAUCACGUUUAUCUAUGCCGUCGUACAAGGCUAUGCUGUCGAACGGUCUGGAGGAGAAGAUUGCUAAAGCCGACAAGCUCGCUGAUGUGGCCAAGGAGGUGGGUUGCUCUGUCGCACAGUUGUCGAUUGCCUGGGUAGCGGCCAACCCACACGUGUCCACGGUAAUUCUUGGAGCUACUAGUAUCAAGCAGCUGGAUGAAAACCUGAAGGCAAUGGAUUAUGUGGACAAGAUUACGCCGGAAGUUCGCAAGAAGAUUGACGCCAUUGCCGGUUUUGAACCGAAGUUCAUUCCUCAGGCUGAGCCUUACGUGAUUAAUCUGCGUCAGAAGUGGCUGUAA
Messenger RNA from Peronospora belbahrii, 1053 nucleotides. Lineage: Eukaryota; Oomycota; Peronosporomycetes; Peronosporales; Peronosporaceae. The record is from the annotation of a GenBank genome assembly.